Molecule: messenger RNA, 3107 nt
Organism: Pectinophora gossypiella (pink bollworm)
Lineage: Eukaryota; Metazoa; Arthropoda; Insecta; Lepidoptera; Gelechiidae
Exons: 6
Coding region: 47-1039 (330 amino acids)
Cellular component (GO): membrane
Molecular function (GO): phosphatidylinositol bisphosphate binding
Source: RefSeq, a predicted model, not a curated record
CAGUCAGUCAACCGGCGUACGCGCAUCGAGUUGGACGAGUGCGACCAUGUCUCCGGCAGCGUCGUUCUCUGAACGAUGGGCCCGCGACAAUCUGGCGCGAGAGGUCACAGCUGAUGAGCUGACAGUCCUCGACCUCUUCCCUCUUACCUGUGAGGGAGAUGAGACAGAAGCAGCCAAGAGAGCCAGGAGGUACUACGCUGCGAGAGGGCCUGGAGGUCUCACCGAAUUAUGGCACAAAAGACACCCUGAUGAUGAAGAUAUUCUGUCCAGCUGUCAGGAUGCCUACGUCGUCCCCCUCCGAGCCCGUAGCGUCGGUGGGAGGCGAAUGACCCUGGUGCGACUGCCUGCCCCCACAGCACUGGAUAGACCACUUUCAGCCAGAUCACUGUUGGCUCGAUGGCUGAUGAUACUGGAUAUUAGAUUACGCGAGGACCCAACUCCAGGCGAGGAGGUGGUGUUUAUCGACGUGAGCGAUCUGCAACCUGGACAUCUGAAGAACCACUUCCGAGGUACCUACUGGAAAGACUUCGUUUGGUGCAUGAAGCAAGCUUAUCCUCUCCGGUUCUCCGAGGUCCACGUCAUCAACACCCAGCGCCUCAAGACCAUGUCACUGCUACUCCUGCACAUUGGCCUGUACCCUUGGAGACGCAACGUGGUGCAGGUACACGCCAAUGCAGAGCAGAUCAACCAUGCCAUGGGGCUGGACUACUUCCCAGUUGAAGGUCUACCGUAUGAGUAUGGGGGGAAAGCUGGAGCCAUGAAGGAUCUUAAUGAUGAAUGGACCAAGAAGCUUCUCUCCAACUCUAAAUGGCUACAAUCAGAAGAACGGAAAUUCUACGACACGGUUUUAAAACCAGAAAUCCGGACCAGAACGCGACACCGCAGCGCGGUACGGAACCUGCGCGGGCGCAUCGCUUCCUACGACAUGCUCACACGCACACAUUCCUGUAGAUCUCUACACAGACAAGACGACUUAGAUGAAGGGACAUACGGUGCUUAUAGAACUCUUAAAAUAACUGAUAAAGUAUACUAUUCUUGAUGUUGGUGUUGAAGAUUAAAAAAAGAAGAUGUGAUUGUUUUGCAUAUGAGAUUGGUUAUUUAAAAAUGGUGCUUGACAAAAUGCUUAUGAAGAGGUUUUACGUAAGUAAGUAAAUAAGUAGUAGGAACAAACUAUGACAAACUUUUGGUACGUUUUUAUGACAUGACUUAACUUAGAUUUGCCGCAUACGGCACUAUUUAGCCGGACCUAUUGAUUCAGAACAUAUUAUAUGAGUACUUACAUUGUUAUAUUGUUCAUCAACAAUAAUUUUAGAGCCACGCUCUUGUCGGUGUAGCAUCCUCCAUGCUACUUUUUAGGGAAAAAAUAGAGCAGUGGUUUCCCUCUUGCCUUCUGCCUCGCAGUACUCUGUCUGACGCGAGUGGGAUGGCACCCAGAGUAGUCUAUUUGAAAGCCAUAAAGCAUAUUGUUUCCUGUGAUACUCAAAUAAUUGUGACGAUGUCAUAGGCUCUAUAAACUCUUUAUAUUAUGUGAUUUUUACUUAAUUAACUGAAUUUGACGUUUUUUUACAAUUCAAGUGACAAAAAUAUCUCGAUGUGACAACAAUAUCUACUGGGGUUCUAAAAAGGCCGCAUUGAAGCAAUUCAUCUGAAAAGUGGUUGAGCGUUGUGCUCACGAUCCGGAGGUCCCGGGUUCGAUUCCCGGUGAGGACAUAUCACAAAAAUUACUUUGUGGUCCCUAGUUUGAUUAGGAUAUUACUGGCUGAUCACCAGAUUCUCCAAAAGUAAGAUGAUCCGUGCUUCGGAAUGCACGUUAGGCCGUUGGUCCCGGUUACUACUUACUGAUGGAAGUAAAUAGUCUUUACAUGAGCCAUGUCACGGGCCUUUGGCGGCUCAAUAGCAACCCUGACACCAGAGUUGAUAAGGUUGGUACUCCACCUCACAACCCACACGAUAGAAGAAGAUCUGAAAAGUAAGUGCGCAAUGUAAACAAAUUGCAAAUAGCAAUAUUGAUUUUAAGGUGAAUUGCUUCAAUAUGGCCUUUUUAACUGAAAUUGUGAUAAUGUUAUUGUAGUGCCAGAAUUCAAAAAUCUGUUGAUGUUAUAAUAUUUCACAAAAGUUAUCUAAACAUUAUAAAUAACUGUGCGUUCUGAUAUAAACAUCAAUGAUGUACAUCGUAAGUGCAAUGUUCACUAACACAGUUGGCAUUAUAGACGCGGAAAUACGGCUCAACCACCUAUCACGUUAGUCUAAGAAAGCUCAGCGAGGUUUGGGUACUUAAUUAAUGGACAUACCAUGACUAUCCUCUGACUAUAUUAGGAUAUAAUCGUGAGCUGAUGUUAUGCUAUAUACAUCUUCGAUAUUAUACAAAAUACAUAAUGUUUAUAAGCUUUUAACGAUCAUGACACGAUUCCAUGACGAGAUAAUAAUCUUGACUGUCCUGUGUUCAUCCAUGUAGUAACUAAAAUAGUCUUAAUACUCGUAUUUUUUUCUUGGAGCCCUGGUGGCCCAGUUGGCAGAACACUUGCCUCUCACUUUGAGGUCGCAGUUUCGAAUAUCAGCACAGGCCUAAACCAAUGUAUGUCGAAUUUGUUUUCAAGUUCUUGUUUUGCUCAACAGUAAAGGAAAACAUCGUCAAGAAACCCCUAUUCCCGAGAAAUGCAUUUUCGGAGGUGUGUGAUCUAAGCUGUAUUGGGAUGGUUUGCUCUUCGCGGGUUGAAAGGUCAGACAGGCAGUCCCUUCUGUAAAAACCGGACCUGUCAAAUCUUCAGGUUAGGCAAGCGGACCCUGUGAAAAACGAGAUAAUGCUAGGGAGACGACGAUGUAUUCGUACUUUUUACUCACUCACUUUUCGGUGGUACUUUUCAAUACCGCAGCAUUACUUUUCAAUCGCAUUUUUUUUGACGUGACUUAUUGUAGAUUUGCCGUAUAUGGCAUUCACUACUUUGCUGAAGCAUUUUUAAAUACAUUCAAACAAAGAAGAACAAAUUAACCUUAUAAUUUAAUUCCACAUUUUGUAAUUUCCGUAUUUUACAUAAAUUAACGAAAUACUGCUGACUUUUGAAAUUAUAAUUUUGAUUUUGUAUAUUAAUAAAUUAUUGCUUAAAGUA